GCAGAAAGGCAAUUCGUUAAUUAAUGGCGGGCUUGUGGGAUUCCACGCGCAGGCGACUCCAGUUGGCCUCCUGCCCUGCGCGCCACGAGCCUGGAGGGAACUCCGUCCAAAAGACGCUGGAAUGUCUGGAGUCUCCAGUCCCAGUUUCCUCGCGCGCGCGGCGAGGGAAUGAGGUCGACGGCGGAGAAAAGGGGCUGUUCACGGUCCCUCCAGAGGGAGGGGAAAAGGAGAAGGAGGGAGAGGGCUGGCGCUCCUCGGCGGCUCGCUUCGCCCGCCUCUUCCUCCCCUGGCCCAAGAGUUUGUUUUGGGUCUGCGGCGGCCGACUCGUGACUCUUGGCUUGGACCGCGAGGGAAAUGGAGGGCUACGGGCUGUUCCUGGCGUUGCUGGCCUCGGCGCUGCUGCUCGGCUUCCUCUCCGUCAUCUUCGCCCUGGUCUGGGUCCUCCACUACCGCGAAGGGCUGGCCUGGGACGGGGGCGCGGCCGAGUUCAACUGGCACCCGGUCCUCAUCCUGACGGGCUUCGUGUUCGUGCAAGGCAUCGCCAUUAUUGUGUACAGGUUACCAUGGACCUGGAAAUGCAGCAAAGUUCUGAUGAAAUUAAUCCAUGCUGGGUUAAAUACCAUUGCUCUGACACUUGCAAUUAUUUCACUGGUGGCUGUUUUUGAUUUCCAUAAUACUCAGAAGAUUCCUAACAUGUACAGUCUGCACAGCUGGAUUGGGUUGACUGCUGUCAUUCUUUAUUCUCUACAGCUUGUUCUAGGUUUUGUAAUCUUCCUGCUUCCCUUUGCUCCCAUUUCUCUUCGGGCAAUGCUUAUGCCAAUCCAUGCUUAUUCUGGCCUUCUCAUCUUUGGAACUGUGAUUGCAACUGCUCUCAUGGGAAUUACAGAAAAACUUUUUUUUGCCUUGAAAGCACCGGCUGCCUACAAAGAUUCCCCAGAAGAAGCAGUGUUUGUCAAUACCCUUGGCGUUCUGAUUGUGGUCUUUGGUGCUGUUAUUUUAUGGAUGGCAACAAGACCUUACUGGAAGCGGCCACCCGAACAGAAUUCCAAAACCCAACAAAAACUUGAAGGAACAUACGAUGGUAAUGAAGAGGGGUCAACUAUGACGGACUGCAAGAAUACAGAGAAUUCUGAUGUAGAGUUCAAUAAUGAGGCCAGAAAACGAAAUCUUAAGCUUGAUGAUGCUGGACAGAGAUCAACUAUGUAAAGACAGUGGGUUGGAUCUAAUCAGCUUUUCCUCUGUUGAAAAAAGGAGAAGAGUCCCCUUUGACCACCAAAACGGCAAUACUGAGGAUUAUGGGGCCUACAUGGACAAAAGCCAUGUGGGGUGAGGCAUGCAGUAAGAAAGGGCAUUGAGCAAGAUUGAGUGGGAAAAGCUGGCUGGAUCCAGCCCAGUGGAUACUAUAGCUGUACCGCUUACAUUACCAAAGAGCUCUCUCUUCAUGCCAUUCCAUAUAACUUUCAGAAUAAUUGAUAGGAGUUAGUGAGAACUGUGAUUCUAGAAGGACAUAUACUUAGCUAUAAUUCUUUGUAUUGCACUCUCUUAAUCCAGUAAAAGUGGGACUGAAAUUAGACGUGUCAGAUUUCCACUGACGCAAACUCUAUUGUCUUAAACUAGGUAUUAGCAGGCUUCUUUAGCGAAUAGCUCUACAAGGUGACGCUCCUUUCUCUGUGUCCCUCUCUUAUAAGAGAAUUUGUUUAAAUAUCUCUGAUGAUUGAUUUGAAGGAGUUUUGGACUGCCAAAACAGAUCUCUAGAAAUGCAGGGGUAUAAACCAGGGCUCAUUUUGAAGGGGAAUGCGCAGGAACGCAGUUCCCCAAAAGAGGUCACAUGUCAGGUGGCCCCACCAACCUGACUCUUGGCCAUUUUGGAUCCAUUUCGGCCUGGAUUGGGGCCAAAACUGCUCGGAUUGGGCCUCUGGCGGGUGGUGGAUCACUCUCCCACUCAGCAGUGGCCCAAUCCUGACCAUUUUGGGCUCGUUUUGGUCAUUUUCAGCCUCUUUUUGCCAUUUUGGGCCCAAUUUCGGCCCUGAAUGGCCAGGAUGGGGUCCAAAACAGCCAGGAUAGGUGAUGUCAGGGGGCGUGGCAUAUGCAAAGCAGUUAUGCUAAUGGAACACUUCCAGUGAUGUCAAGGGGUGUGGCAUAUGCUAAUGAGUUGUGCUAAUGAGUUCCUCCAGCUCUUUUUCUACUAAAUGACCCCUGGUAUAAACUAAUCGUUUUUGAAAAUUUAGAGUAACCCGUUGGCUUGGAUCCUGUAAACAUGUUCUAUGUGCACUCAAUAGUCUCUUCCGCAGAUCAUGCUUCCUCUUCUGCUAUAACUUCCAUUUGUGGAAAGGCCUAUUGAAAAUCACUGAUUUCACUCAAGUGGGCGUUUUAGUGGAAGAGGAGGCAUACUGUGCCACAGAGACUACCUAGCAUGCAUAAAACUUGAUCAUAGGAUCCAAGCCAGUAUCAAAUUUUCCAGAGUAACCAUUGCAUAAAGUUUUGCCAAAAUAUUUAAAAUCUCUUCCAAACUUGCUUUGUUCCAGUAUCGUAGAUACAAAUUCAAACCUCAACAGAGUCUCUCGGUAAUGGUAGCCGAGUUGGUCAUCCUGGAUACCUACAGUUCCUCCUAAGGAAUGACACAUUUUUUUAUGUUAGUUUGGUUUUUUUGAGAGACAAAGUUUUCUAGAGUGCCACCACUUUAAGCAAUCGUCCAAUAAUAUUUCUGCACAAUCUAAAUCUAUAGAGCCAACCUAUGUUUGAAUUAAAUGCUUUCUCGAUCAUUGUGAUUCCAAAGGAUCCAGAAAAUGUAAGGGGCAGUAUGCUUUCUCAAGGAUGACAUCUUUAAGUCAUAUUCAUUGGACAAUUAAAUAAUUCAUGGAUAAUAGCAUUUAAGUAGGUAAUGACAUCUCUUGAGAACUGCUUGAACAGAAACGGAAGCAGUCCACAAACCAGAGCUUGUACUACCACUGCAAAGAACCUCAUAAGUGAAAGCAUUUUGUCUUAAGCAGGUAUUGUCUCUACUCUAUAUCUUUUCUGAGAGCAAAGACCUCUUCAUAAUUACAUUUUUCCAUAUAUUAUUACUAAUAUUCCAGAAGGUGAAAUUAUGCUAUGACAAUAACAGUGUCAUUCUAAGCAGAGUUGGACUCUUCUAAAUCCAUUGCUUUCUAUGGGCAUGUAACAGCUUUGGAUGGUACUAUAAAUUGCUCCGCUGAAAUUGAUAUUAUUUUCAAUAUCUCAAAUAUUCACAGUUCUCUUUUCUCCCUCUCCUUGCACCAGACAAUGUGAAUCAAACUUUUCUUAAGAUAGAUGAGUAAACGGUAAUAGUGUCAUACUGCUGGUGGUUUAUUUUUAGAAACUUAGGAAUUCUGAAAGAAUCCUUAUCUGAAUGUGAAAAUCGUGAGAUGCACUCAUUCCUAGGUGUGAUCCGAUGUGCAUUUUGGUUCUGGCCACAUUGAUCACAAAUUUAUUUUCAGAGCAUGAUAUGGCACCAUUCUAUGUGCUUGCAUUUCCCCCAAUAAAAUUCCAGGUUUACUAUGUAGUUAGUUACUUAAAGAAAAUAGAAAAAUACUUUUGAGUGAGGCAUAUGGUACCCAAAUACAAUUAUUUGACCUACCACAUAAAAGAGAAACUACUGCUUAUACUACUAACAGCAAUUUGGAGAUGCAGUGUUAUAUAUAUUCUAUUAGAAAUUCUUUAAUCAAAAUGAACUAAAGUGCCUUUUAAUUAUCUGGCUUCUAUUUAUAGUAUCCAAGUUAAGAUCAUAUUUUUUAGGGGACUUCUUUUACAAAACCUGCAAUAUGAGAGCACAUUUUACUAUGAGGGCCAAGUCCUUCUGUCCUGGGCCCCAUCACUUCCACUGGUAAAACCACAGCAUUUGGAGUGAUCCUAGAGUGUUACUCCAAUGCAAUGAUGUCACUUCAUGACAUUAUUUUAAAACAUUGAAGUGGCUAUAGUAACAGGUUUAUACCAGUGGUUGCCUUGUUUAUAAGUUCAAGUAGUUGAAUGUACAAUAUUAUUCAUUAAAUGUAUCUGAUUGCAUAUAGUAUUGUAAAUAAGAAUAAGCACUGUAUGCAGUAACUAUAACCUGACUUUUUAUAGGAGGAUGUAUGUCACCCGAAAUUUUAUUACAAAAGAUUCCUUGUUUGAGUUUGAAAUCCAUUUGGAUGUUAUAACAUUUGUAGUGCUUAUUUUGCAGAGCAAAAAGGUACUUCUAUUUUUGUCAUAAUGUACUUUUUAAAUGUCGCAAUAAAAGAUGUUGAAGCAUGUAGAAAAUGUGGCAGGA
This is a messenger RNA of Eublepharis macularius, 4264 nucleotides long. RefSeq names its product plasma membrane ascorbate-dependent reductase CYBRD1. Gene Ontology annotation, cellular component: lysosomal membrane. NCBI's taxonomy places the organism in Eukaryota, Metazoa, Chordata, Lepidosauria, Squamata, Eublepharidae. The coding region runs from base 355 to 1206 and encodes 283 amino acids. The transcript is spliced from 4 exons. The record is from RefSeq and is a predicted model, not a curated record. Gene Ontology annotation, molecular function: oxidoreductase activity.